AAGAAUGCACAACUUCGGUAUACUUCGUUGGGUUCCGUGUAAAAUGUACAACUCCGGCAUACUUGGACGUCGGAACUACCACCUUUUCUGACUCAACAAUCAGUCCCCUCUUUGCUUCAACAUCACGUCGAUGUACUGUCUAUCAUUGGUAUGCGGGUACAUUAACAUGCACGGACUAUAUCAAUCGCGCGUCCGAUCUCAUUGCUUCGACCAUCUCAUCACUAAAAUUGACAAUUCUCACCCGGUCAUGCCCGCAAGGAGGGAACCCUCAAAAUACUACGCUUGGACAUGCAAAUCACCUAGCGACUUAAGUGAUUGGCCGAGUGACUACCUGAUGCAGGGCUCAGGCUGGUCAUGGCGACAAAGACCUCCAAAACCCUGUCGGACCUCAGUGUCACGCAAUUCCAUGCCAGUCCUUACUCAGCUCUCCACGUCGAGUUGACGCACAUGUCUCUGGCAAAUAACUCUAUCCCGGUGUUAGCUCGAUGCUGUAACAGAUAAUGAAGCCUUCAGACUGGUGUGGUUGCUUCAAGGACAAUGUACUCACGUGUCACAUGGCCCACAUCCACUGGUAAUCUUCACAAAGCGUCCCUGUACGAACUCCACAGGCGUUUGUACACC
Messenger RNA from Suillus subaureus, 621 nucleotides. RefSeq lists its product as uncharacterized. The record is from RefSeq and is a predicted model, not a curated record. The transcript is spliced from 2 exons. Bases 131 to 442 code for a protein of 103 amino acids. NCBI's taxonomy places the organism in Eukaryota, Fungi, Basidiomycota, Agaricomycetes, Boletales, Suillaceae.